Molecule: messenger RNA, 5434 nt
Organism: Pseudomyrmex gracilis
Lineage: Eukaryota; Metazoa; Arthropoda; Insecta; Hymenoptera; Formicidae
Gene: Fur2
Product: furin-like protease 2
Exons: 13
Coding region: 16-3684 (1222 amino acids)
Biological process (GO): protein processing
Cellular component (GO): Golgi membrane; trans-Golgi network
Molecular function (GO): serine-type endopeptidase activity
Source: RefSeq, a predicted model, not a curated record
UGCUCUUUAGGAAUCAUGAGACCUAUGUCAUCAACGUAUCUGACAUGUAAAGGUGGACGGAAGGAGAGAGAUUCAAAAAUGGAUAUUUCAAGAUCCUGCAUUACAAUGUCUGCAAGGAUCGAAGAGAGGGGAGAGCCCAUAGGAGCACCAAAGAACGGCGGCGCCAAGGACGGCUACGAUAUGAAUCUCGGCCCGGCUUGGCAAAAGGGUUACACCGGCAAGGGCGUCGUUGUUUCGAUUCUGGACGACGGCAUUCAAACGAAUCAUCCCGAUCUGGCGCUCAACUACGAUCAUCAGGCCAGCACGGACAUCAACGACAACGACGACGAUCCGAUGCCGCGGGACAACGGCGACAAUAAGCACGGCACUCGAUGCGCCGGCGAAGUAGCGGCCGUCGCCUUCAACCAGUAUUGCGGAGUUGGCGUCGCGUAUAAUGCCAGUAUCGGAGGCGUGCGAAUGCUCGAUGGCCCGGUAAACGACGCCGUCGAGGCCAGAGCGCUGGGAUUGAAUCCUGAUCACAUCGACAUAUACAGCGCCUCCUGGGGUCCCGAGGACGACGGCAAGACCGUCGACGGUCCCGGCCCUCUCGCCAGGAGAGCGUUUAUUUACGGAGUGACGAGCGGCCGCAAAGGUAAGGGCUCGAUCUUUGUCUGGGCAUCUGGUAACGGUGGCCGACACACCGACUCGUGCAACUGCGACGGUUACACAAACAGCAUCUUUACGCUUUCGAUAUCGAGCGCGACCCAAGGCGGCUACAAGCCGUGGUAUCUCGAGGAGUGCAGCUCCACCCUGGCGUCGACGUACUCGUCCGGCACACCCGGCAACGACAAGAGCGUCGCAACCGUGGACAUGGACGCGAAGCUGCGUCCCGAUCACAUCUGCACGGUGGAGCACACCGGGACGUCCGCCUCGGCGCCGUUGGCUGCCGGUAUCGCCGCCCUCGCUCUCGAAGCGAAUCCCAGCCUAACCUGGCGAGAUAUGCAGUACCUGGUGGUGCUCACCUCGAGAUCCGAGCCGCUCAGCAACGAACCCGGUUGGAUUCUAAACGGCGUGAAGAGAAAGGUAUCCCAUAAGUUCGGUUACGGUCUGAUGGACGCGGGCGCAAUGGUCAAUCUUGCCGAGCAGUGGACCAACGUGCCGCCCCAGCACAUCUGCAAGUCCGACGAGAUAAACGAGGAGAGACCGAUUGAUCCCACGUACGGAUACACACUGAGCGUUUACAUGGAUGUUACCGGAUGCGCCGGAUCAUUGAACGAGGUCCGAUUUUUGGAGCACGUGCAGUGCAAGGUUUCCCUGAGAUUCUUCCCUCGAGGGAAUUUGAGGCUUUUACUGACAUCACCGAUGGGCACAACCUCAACCUUACUGUUCGAACGACCGCGCGACGUACUCAGCUCCAACUUCGAUGAUUGGCCUUUCCUCAGCGUACACUUCUGGGGCGAAAAAGCGGACGGUCGGUGGACCCUGCAGAUCAUUAACGCGGGGAACCGACACGUCAAUUCACCAGGCAUACUGAAGAAGUGGCAAUUGAUCUUCUACGGCACAUCGACGAACCCGAUCCGGAUACGCACACGGCAAUUUAAUCCGGUACAUGUUCCGUACCUACCCUCCUAUUCCGUGCAAUAUCCGUCCACGGUAGAUGAUCGCUUACAAUUGUCCGGUUAUCCGGGCAACAGCGACUUCUUUUCUUCGUCUACCUUUCAGAAUUACCAGGGCCAAUUCGCAGCCGCCGCGUCGAACAUACAGGCGUCCGUGGCGACGUUGGACGGUUCAUCGGCGCCGCUUUUGACGAAUCGUCUGCCCGGCGACGUUCCGUCAUCCGCUUUUGACUCGCCCUCGAUGGCGUCACAAGCGGAUGGCACUCUAGAUACCACCAGAAGGAUAUUACACGACUGUGAUCCUCAGUGCGACGCUCAAGGAUGCUACGGCAAGGGCCCGACCCAGUGCGUCGCGUGUAAAAAUUAUCGUCUCGAUAACACGUGCGUAAGUCGCUGUCCGCCAAGAAGCUUCCCGAAUCAGGGUGGCGUCUGCUGGCCGUGUCACGAGUCCUGCGAGAUUUGCGCGGGAGCCGGUCAGGAUUCCUGUCUAUCGUGCGCGCCCGCUCAUUUGCGCGUCACCGAUCUCGCAGUUUGUCUCCAGCAAUGUCCGGAAGGCUACUAUGAAAAUACCGAGAACAGCACGUGCGUGCCGUGCGAAGCCAAUUGCGCCAGCUGCCAGGACAGACCGGACAAAUGCACCAGCUGCGAACAUCACUUGGUGAUGCACGAGAACAAGUGUUAUGCCGCGUGUCCAUCUUACACGUACGAGACGCAGGACUACAACUGCGCGCAGUGCCAUCCUACCUGCGAGACUUGCAACGGCACAGCCGAGGACCAAUGCAUCUCCUGCCGAUCCGGAUUGUUUGCUUUGAACGGCACGUGUCGCAGCUCGUGCCCGGCGGGUUACAGCGCCGACAAGAAGCGGCGCGAGUGCGUGGCGUGUCCGCCCGGUUGUGCGUCCUGCGCCACGCUGAGCUGCACCAGUUGCAUCGACGGCUGGAGUUUGAACAAAAAGGGUCUGUGCGCGCCCGAGAGUCGCAGCAAGUGCAACACAGGCCAAUACUACGAGGAAGGACGGUGCAAAUCUUGUCACUCGUCCUGCGAGACCUGCGCCGGUUCCACGGAGAAUCACUGCAUAUCCUGUCCGAAUCCGUUGCUGCUUCAGGGCAAACGUUGCGUUUCCCAAUGCGACGACUCGUAUUACUCCGUGGUUCAACCCUCGAGACCGGUUUGCGUUCCCUGUUUGCACACUUGCAAGAGCUGCGUGUCCCGAUUGAACUGCACGGCCUGUCAAGACGGACUGCAGCUGCAGAGCGGAGAAUGCAGAUCAUCGUGCGCCUCAGGUUAUUACAGCGACAGAGGUCAGUGCGCCAAGUGUUACUUGUCGUGUAAAACGUGCUCGGGACCCAGAAGAGAUCAGUGCGUAACCUGUCCGAGAGGCUGGCAACUGGCUGCCGGCGAGUGCCAUCCGGAGUGUCCAGAAGGCUUCUUCAAGUCCAACUUUGGUUGCCAGAAGUGUCAUCAUUACUGUCGCACGUGCAAAGGCGAGGGCCCGCUGGAAUGCACAUCUUGUCCACCUCACUCGAUGCUGGAGGGUGGAUUAUGCAUGGAGUGUCUGGGCGCGCAAUACUACGAUCCGCUAACGCAGCUCUGCAAGAGCUGCCAUACCGAGUGUCGAAGAUGCACUGGCCCCGGCAAGUUCAGCUGCGCCGCGUGCUCGCCUCCGCUUCAUCUGGACAAACUGAACAACCAGUGCGUGCCUUGCUGUACGGGCAACGAGAAGGGACCGGAGGCUGAAGAGUGCUGUCUUUGUGAUCCGGAAACAGGCGGUUGUAGAAACAGUUCACCAGCUGGUAAGAGGAGAGUACCGGGCACGGAGUUUUCCGCCGACGCGGCAAAUUUAGAAGCAUACAAAAACUACGGCAUGACAAACAGUAACAACGAUUCAGGUUCGCUUGCCGUAACAGCAGCCACGACCAUGGCGGUUGCCAUUUGUUUAGCAUCGGUCGCGUUGUUCGCAACAAUAUUCGUUGCUCUUCAGACCUGGUCCGGUAGAAAGGAGGCUAAUAUGGGAUACACGCAGCUUGCCGUAAAGGUGGAACCAUCCGAAGAAGCGGACACGGAUGACGCGACGGAGCUGAUGACCUAGACCUAGUUAGCGACGACGUAGCUGAUGACCUCUUGCCGAAGAGUCGCAGAAAGAGAUCGAUCGUGUCUCGAUUGUGAUUGGUUCGCGAGUCAGAAGUUACGUGCUUUCGCGUCAGCGAAGUUUCAUGUGUGAUGACAAGGAAGAUGGGAAAAACGGUGGUGAGGACGUAGCGGGAUGAAGGGAGGAGCGGAACGAGAAAACAGGAGGAGGAGCAAGCGAAGGAGGCUUUUCGUCGAAAACGUGAUAGUAGAAGAACUCCGUAGAACGAUGUAUGAAAAUAGCAAGAUGAAGAGAAUGAAAGAGAAAAAGAAAAAGAGAGAGAGAGAGAGAGAGAGAGAGAUAGAGAGUGUGUGUGUGUGUGUGAUUGAUUAUUUCACCAUCGCGUGAUGAACGUGCGCAUGAGCAGGGGAUUGUGAUUUUAGCUAAAGAUAUACAUAUACUUUUUGGCCAUUGUCGGGCGCGUUUGUCGCGCGCAUCGAGACAUUUUCGACGCGGUGAUCCGAAAAACAAACACGGAGGAAAAGGGUGAAGGACAUUUAUAAAAAGUGCCUGAUUAGCGAACGCCCUUGUUGAUCCCACGCGCUCUUUCGCGUUCCCCCUCCGACGUUUUUUUUUCUGUCUGUUUGAAGCAAAACGGCGCCGAGAGCCGUUCGUCGAUUGUCUCGUCGUCGCGAGAUAUAACAUUAUCGUCGCGCGCUCUCGCGUAAAAUGUUGCACGUUGCGAAUGCCAGUUCGUUCAAAAUAGUAUAUCUUUUAAACAUUGAUAUAUCCAUUGAUGUAUAAUCUCUUUCCUUCGUGCAGCGUUUCUCUCUCCCUCGGCGCGAUCGAUGACCGUCGUCGUGGUAGUUUCAUUCGGAAGAACGAAAGCCGCUCGCGCGCGCUCGCGUCUCUUUCUUCACCUCUCUUCAGGAAGGCUACCGACAUCCCGUCGUUGCAACUAGGGUGAAGGGAUAUCUACGUAAAGUGGCCUCCGUAUUACACAUUAAGCUGAACCACGGACCACCAGUAAUCGUACUCGUUACUCGUGAAUUUAUUGUGUGAAUGAAUAUUGUUAUAUAUUUGUACAAAUGAGAUAAUAGAGAUUAUCAAUUGCGUGAGCGAACAAAGGGAGGAGGAGGGGGAGGGGUAAUCGCAAGGAUCAAGAGGGGGAGGAGGCGAAAGAAACGACAGCGGUGAUGACAAACAGGAAGAGAGGGACGAGAAGGAGAAGGAGCGAGAAGGAAGAGGAGAACGAAGAGAGUAUCGCGUGUCAACUGUCGUUCUCUCACCUCGAACAAAAACUGUGUGUCUCUCGGCUGAUCGGCGCAAUUCGCACACACACACACACACAUACACACAUACACACACACACACACACACGCGCACACACACCUUACAUCCUGGAAAAACCAACAGACUUUUUUUGCUCUCUCGUUGCUACCGCGAUCGCUACUAUAGUUAUCGCUCGCGCGUACGGUGACACGUCAGUCGUCAUCACAUUCCAAUACCUCCCGAACUGACGCAACAACGCAUGCCGUCGAUACUUAUAUACUAUAUACCUUACCUUGCGUUUUGUAAACUGUUUGUUGUUAUUAUUAUUUGAUUGUCUACACCGAUGUUUUGUUUUAAUAUCUCUCACUUUCCUCAUUUGUUUUCUUCUUCAAAUGUUUCUCACACAAUUCUCCGUCGCUCGGUCGUUUUUCUUUUUUUCUUCCCAUUGGGAUCGCACGUGAGAAGAGGAAAAAAACACACUUUUGUAAAAAAAAAAAAA